Messenger RNA from Alligator mississippiensis (American alligator), 7191 nucleotides. RefSeq names its product SEC14 like lipid binding 1 (gene SEC14L1). The record is from RefSeq and is a predicted model, not a curated record. The transcript is spliced from 4 exons. The coding region runs from base 4291 to 6504 and encodes 737 amino acids. Gene Ontology annotation, biological process: negative regulation of RIG-I signaling pathway. Gene Ontology annotation, cellular component: cytosol; cytoplasm. Lineage: Eukaryota; Metazoa; Chordata; Crocodylia; Alligatoridae. Gene Ontology annotation, molecular function: RIG-I binding.
CGGCGACGCUCUAGCCGCCGGCGUGUCUUUCUCUAUGGUUCUCCCUAUUUCUUCCAGUUGCAAUAUUGUUACUUCCGGGGCGUUGUCUUGCCAGGCGGUUUCCGUUUCCGUUUCCCGCCACUAGCGGCCGUGCGGUCCAUGCCGGCCCCAGGUUCGUCUCUGCCCGCUCGCCGCGCCUCUUAUCCUUUCUUUCCCUAUCUGGUGUAAUAGCCAGACCGACCUUGGCACCAUCUGGCUGUUCAUAGUUGUGGAAAGCUCCAGCUCCGAUCCCAUCCCACCCCACCCCACCUCAGUGUUGUCUCACUUGAUGCAACUUCAACCCGACAGUGGAACGAUCAAGGAGACCUAGGAGGGCAGCAUGUUUGCAGGAGUGAUGUGACAAAUUACCAGGUGUCAGUGGAGCUGGCAAACUUGCUAUUAAAACUCUCAGACACCGGAGCCCACAGAGGUGCCAACAAUUAGGCAUGUAGGCAUUUCUCUGGGGAAACCUCAGCUGGUUUUUAAGACUUAGUUGCCUGUAGGCAUUUGAUUCGUCUUGAGGGCGGUAAUUAGAACCAAAGAGCAUCCCAGUAUCGGGAAGCAAACUGUAUUUCUUAAUUUAAUCUAGUCUGUCAGUCUGACCCUGUUGCCUAUAGUCUCUACUGACACAAGCCUUGUGUUGCUUGAGCUGUAGCUGCAGAGAACUGUCUCUUUCCAUUGAGUAAAACAGGGUUUGGGGACCUUUCAUAAUUCAGGCAUCCUCUUUAGAGCAAUUGGCCUGGUACAUGUUAAUAAAGUGGUGGUUCUCUUCUAAUAAAAUGUAGCAGUAAUAGAUAGCGUAUGAUUGUUGUGGACCACUGAUCCUUCUAGAUAAAAAGGUGAGCUGCAUUCGUAUGUUAACAGUACUAUAACAACAUGUUUUGCUUUGCUUAUAAGUGGGAAAAAUAGUGACUCAUGAAGCUUUAGAAGUAGUGACACCUCAAAGCCUGUGGUGAGAAGCCUUUUGAAUGGUGUGCUGGUGGUUGAGUGUCCUGGUUAUUUGUUUCUAGAUGACUUGGACUGGAAGAUCUCCUGGUAUUAUGGUGAGGCUACUGUAACUACACUUCAUUUUGACUAUCACUGGAUGCAGUCUCUUUUCCUAUAGGAAGCAAUUUGCCUAAAUGCCUUGAACCACAUGAAUAAAAUUCAACUCUUGGAUCUGACUUCUCUCCUGUAAUUUUUUUUUAAUGUCUGCCGUACAAGGAGCAUGAGCUGAGUGAAAGCCUUCAGCACCACAGGUCCCACAGACCAAAUUGAUACACCACAUGCACUUCUGAUCUUUAUAUAUGGACAUAAUAUGCUUGAGGCAAAUGGGGGUUCUUUCUAAUGAAAAGCAGUGCCUUGAGGGUGUGAGUACUUUCAGCCUGGCUGCCUGCAAAGUAUUUUAAGAACUUGUUUAAUGUGGCACCACACUUUCUCCACUAGGGGGUGAGCACGUAUUUGGAAUGCUCAAACUUGAUUUUUAACCUAAAAUGAGAUCUCUGGGUUCUUCUAAUCAGUAAUAAAUAAAAGAUAUCGCCUAUACCCCUAGAGUUUUUGUUUUUUUUAAUCAGUAAUGCAGCAGAGUCAUGGUACAGUUAACAUUCAUAGAUAUUAGGUUCGGAAGGGACCUCAAUAGAUCAUCGAGUCUGACCAUCUGCAUAGGCAGGAAAGAGUGCUGGGUCUAGAUGACCCCAGCUAGAUGCAUAUUCAACCUCCUCUUGAAGACCCCCAGGGUAGGAGAGAGCACCACCUCCCUUGGGAGCCCGUUCCAGACCUUGGCCACUGUAACUGUGAAGAAGCUCUUCCUAAUGUCCAGUCUAAAUCUGCUCUCUGCUAGUUUGUGGCCAUUAUUUCUUGUAACCCCCAGGGGCGCCUUGGUAAAUAAAACCUCACCAAUUCCCUUCUGUGGCCCUGUGAUGAAUUUAUAGGCAGCCACAAGGUCACCUCUCAACCUUCUCUUGCGGAGGCUGAAGAGGUCCAGGUUCUCUAGUCUCUCCUCGUAGGGCUUGGCCUGUAAGCCCUUAACCAUAUGAGUGGCCCUUCUCUGGACCCUCUCCAGUGUCAAAGCCUAAUUAGACAAGUGCCCAUGUCACAGAAAGAAGGAAAAGAUCCCUCCCCCACCGUGUGCCAAAUUUAGUGAGAGACGGGUGGGCGCAUUGUGGCUGGCCAGGAGCCCACAAGGCAGGCACUGGUUAGCAAUCUACCAUUGGCUCUUUCCAAAAUAAACACCUAGUUGGCAAUCUACCAUUGGCGCUCUUUUCAAAUAAAUGUCGGUGCAGCUUCCGCCCUUGUCGGAGAACUCUGCAACAUGGCAGAGGAAACUUGGCGGACUGAUCACCCACCAACGACUCCCUGUCACCGACCUUCCCAACGUACCCCACCCCCUGCCGGCUCUUAGAUUCGUCCACAGAGCGCCUCGUCUCGUCUCUGUCAUUCUUUCUCUCUCUCACUGUGUAUUGAAAGCAACUAAGCAGGCCUUCUUCCUACAUCGUGCCCUUGGAUGGUGUAAGUAAGUAAACAAUUUUUGUAACCAACACGCCUCAGUACCUAAUCAUUCCACUCCACCGAGCCCGCUUGACCUGAUGGCCGAGAAAAUGAACUAACUGCUGGUAGUGGAGUAGCCGCUCAGAGGGGUUUGGCACCAACCCCGACAUGGUGUCACGAACAGGAUCCAAGGGCGACAACGUGGAAAUGGAGUUGAUUAAGCUCUGCCCCUGGCGAAAUGGGGAGCGCUGCGUAACCAACGCGGAUGAACUUUGGGCAUACCUCGCCUAUCACCAGGCGGCCGAGAUGGGUGGAGAGUGCAGCGGCUACUUUUCAAUACCAGGGGAAGAGGGGGUCACGAGGGAAUGGAAGGCGAGCUUGCGUCCCGGGGCGUUUGGGUGUGUUAUGGGCAGUAAAGAGGUUCGAUAUAGGCCCCCAGACGAAAUUCAGACACUGUCCCUAACCGGGGUGAAGUACAAAGGGGCCGUGAAUCUGACCCCCGCCCAAGAGUACGCCCGCUGUAUAAAAUAUCUGCAGGAAGGAGGGGCACCGACACCGCCCGACUGGUUUAACUGCCUGAUCCUGACACCCGGAUCAUGGGGCCAUGAGUUACUCAGCGAGCUCCGUGAAAAGUUAUAAACGGAGGGUCGUACCCCAACAAAAUGGAAGGGCCCUAAGUGGGAUAAGGGAGUAAUGAUGAAUGUACUGUUCCGCACGGUAACAAGUCUGCUGCGGGAAAACGCGAACUUAGAGGCUCAGCUAUUCAUGGCUACCAAGGUGGCCAUGGAGGAAGGUGGAAAGGAAAACCCUGAGCCACCGCCCGAAAAUGGCGCUGGCGAAAAAGAUCGUGCGGAAAUUCCCCAGGGGAGAUGGGCAGCUGUGCCACCACCCAUGGCCCUGCCUCCCGAAGUGACGUCAGCCAUAGACCCUCCCCCUUACGAAGGAGGGAAGUUAUACCCAGCCCUCCCGUCAGGCGCGCUGACGCCCCCAGCAGCCGUUCAUCCUAUAGCUUUAGUCAAGCAAGUAACUGACGCGCAAGGCGUGACGCGUACCACCACCACGUACCGCACUCGCACCUGGGCGGAGCUACAAGUUGCUGGCCAUAAUUGGGGUGUCACAUGCCUCGUGGAGCCCAAGGACACAUCAGCUGGGACUGACGCAAGCCCAAUGCAAUGGAGGGUGGGCCCACCGUCACCUAAGGAACCCUGGAGCCGUUCCAGCGACUCUGGAUGCCGUAGAGGCCUGUGUGGAAGUUUACGGGGGAGGAAAUGCCAUAACGCUCCGACUUCUCCUCAACCCGAUAGCGGGUCAGCGAGCUGGAAACCUGCUGAGCCAACUUCCAUGACUACAAAGCCUCAUGAAGUCAACAACGGAGACCGCAACCGAUUCAACGGGCCACCUCACCGCGUAUCCAAUCGAGACCCCAAAGCUAAGGCGCUACGAACCCGACCUUCGAUGGGAGCUAUGGCCGAUAACGCAAAGAACACCCGAAGAGAGAGCCAUGUUCGGGUUCCUCUUAAACCACUCCAAACUUACGAAGCAGCAAUUGUGCGUUUUGGGGGACGAGGGCCAGCGACAUCUAGCGAGUGAACUAGGUUUCAAAUUUAACGACAAGCAAAAAAACCAGUAGUGGCCACCGGCCACACCGGUGGCCAGCCUAACCCCGACCCCACCGACCUCUGCCUCUACGCCGAACUCACCGUCUAUGACCCCACCAACCCAAGCAAUCAGCAAAGAGUGUUCUUCCUCCUUGACACCGGAGCCCAGGUUAACAUAAUCACUCCGACAACAUCUCACUUAAAAACCAUGAAAGCAAUUAAGGUUCAAGGACUCAAUGCUGUUGCAGUCACAACAAAAGUUAAGUUUGCAAUCCAAGGCCACCGGCAAGCUCUAGAGGCAGUACUGGGGGGCAUCAACCUCCUGGGAAUCCCCGGAAUCAAAGCCCUAGAGCUAAAAGAACAAGUGUUACAAGCCCUCCCGAUCGCCGUCCCGGAAAUUGACUGGCACAGGCCCACGCUCCGCAACACGUCCACCUGGCGUUACAAGCGAAUCCCAACCAAGAGCCCCUUACAGAAGGCCCUUGUCAACCUACUACGACGGCUCGAGCAACAGGGAUGCAUCAAACCUAUAACUGCCAGUACCCAUCUGUCCCCAGGGUGGGGAAUUAGCAAACCCGGAAGGCCCGACAAGGUCCGGUUGGUAGUCGAUUACCGGGAGGCCAACAAGCGAUGCCAACCGCUCGUGCAGCCCAAUACCUCCACGUUGCCACAAUGCCUAUCCGAGAUGGCCCAGUACCAAAAAGGCAAGUGGUACAGAGCGACCAUCGACCUUAAGAAUAUAUUCUACGCCAUCCCGAUCCUUGAUACAGAAGGGGUCCUAAACAUGUCCGUUGAAGGCAUGAUGUACAAGUGGACAGUUUGCCCACAGGGAUACCGCAAUGCUCCAGCCUUAGCUACAGCCGCCAUGAACCACACAUUAAAAACUUUCAGCAUCUCUCAUGCCCUCCUGCUGGAAGAAGAGUUAAAAAUCUGGAACUACGUCGACGAUAUAACCAUUAUGGGACGUAACCAGCAGCAGGUCACCGAAAUUACCAAUCGCCUAGUUAACCACCUACAUAGCAAGGGGUGGACCGUCAACCUAAAAAAGUCACAAGCAACAGAGACCAUCCAGUUUUUAGGCACAUCGUUCAUCGGUGCAACCAGGUCCGGUGCCACCCACAAGGCCCUGGACAUCAGCCCACUAGGGGGACCCCUACCGACAGAAAAGAAAGAACUCCAGUGGCUCUUGGGAUACCUUAACUGGUACCGACACCACAUCACUCCGGACCACCUCCCGAUACUUGCUAAGCUUGAACGGCAAACUCACAACAAGUUUCAAAAGUCCGCCCCGUGGACCGAGAAGGAAAAAAAGGAUCUCCGCCGCCUCCUAAUCGCCAUCAAAACCACGCCACUCCACGCAAUUAACCUCGCCAAUUCCAUAACAGUUACUCUAGAAUUCACCGCCAGUCAUGUCUGGGCCACCACGCACAACCCCUGCGGUGAAAUAAUUUACACCUCCCACAAAACCUUACAGGCAGCCCAGUUUCGAUACGGAACCGUGGGAAAAAUUCUACUAGUGGGGCAACUAAUAGAACUAGUAUCCUGCGGACACGGAACGCUCCGAGCGCCCGCCGCCACUGUCCUGCCCCUGCUAAGGGCUGAAAAGGUCGACCCACAAUUCCACGGGGAGCCUGCCACCUGGAGUGAGCUGGUGAUUAACCACCAUUACCACUGGUGUUGCUGGAAAAGCGAAAACACGCCACCUACUCCCGAUACCCAGGAAAGCCCCACACCCACACUCUAUGGAGCCACGGAUCCAGCUUGGAUGGCAUCGGACGGCACUAGCCGAAACGGUGGGGGCUACAGGUUCUACUGCAAAGCCUGCCGUGAUGCACAAAUGUUCCCUGGGUACCCCUCAGCUCAAAGAAACGAGCUACUAGGCUUCAAAGCCGUCAUCCAACACUGCCCUCAACAUCACGACGGAACGCUCCCCACUCCCGUCACAGCAAUCGACUCCCUAUACAUUUACCAAAUUAUCACCGGUACAGCAACGGCGGCGGAAAACCUAGAGGACUGGCAAGAAAUUUGGAACAUGCUGUCCGACUUCACCACGCUCCCGCUAGUGAAACACACCAGGUCGCCCAAAACUGACACAGAUCCUGUGCAUGAAACCAUUGACAAGCUUUUAGAAGAUCCCCUUCGGAAUGACGUUGUUCUAGCCAUUAAGCAACCUGAAACAAAACCCGAGGCGGACCCAUUCCUUGCUUGGCUCCAUGAAAAUUGGGGACACCCCGGACCACGGGCUAGCCACGCUUGCUGGCGAUCGGCCAUGACAGACCCCAUGCCCUAUGGAAUAAGAGCUGACUGGAAUGAGUGGCCCAAGCCUGUGAGGCAUGCACCAAAGAAAAAUGCCACCGCACGAAACACCAGGUCGGGGCUCUUGAUGCAAAGAAUUUCCCAGCCGAGAAGGUCUGGCAAGUAGACCUCCUGGGACCCCUGCCUGGAGCAAAACUGCCGAACAAGGGAUUAGCCAUCGUUGACCUUGGUACGCGGCAAUUACAAGUCAUUCCCCUACGGAAAAGCAACGCCACCGCUGUCAUAACAGCAUUGACCACCGCCUUUGCCACCUGGCAGACUCCCAAGGAAAUCCAGUCAGACGGGGGUCCCCCUGUUCAGCUCCACCGCUCUCGACAAGUUCACCCAUCUUCAUAAUGUCGCCUGGCAUCUUCACCUCCCUUAUCAUCCCCAAUCCAGCGGUAUAGUGGAAAGGCGCAUUGGAAUGUACUAAGAACAACUACGGCUACGGGGAGGAGGAAGCUACAAAAAUUGGACAAGGUUCAAUCACAACGUCCUCAUCUCACUUAAUAAAGACAAAACUCUAUGGAGCGAGUCUGCGUCUCGAAAACCCCAACCGUGGAGGCCGAAGUUCUCCUCAGGCGAACCAGUCUGGGUCACCGUUCCAUACCCCCGCCAAUCUCACCUAUGGGUACACAAAGGAUUAGUCUGCAAACCCAAACUAUAUCCUAAUACCUAUUCUGUGUAUUUAGAAGAAAACGACAGACAGUCGCCAAUCUUAGCUCACCAUAACUGGUUAACCCGCCGUGCAGUCAUCCACACUAACUUAUCUUAGCGAACCCAAGUGCGGCUUUUGGUUUUGUUUUGUUUUGUU